UAGAGGUCUUAGGUAGUAACGUUGCAGCGCUAUAAUUCUUUUAUUUACUGAGAAACGUAAUAUAUUACAAGAACGGACAACCACUGUCUGGAAUUAAGGCACUCAAAAGAUAUCGGACACUGAAAAUGGUGCUGUUGGCGGCAGCAGUUUGCACCAAGUCUGGGAAGGCGCUGGUGUCUCGGCAGUUCGUGGAGAUGACGAGGACGCGCGUGGAGGGCCUGCUAGCCGCCUUCCCUAAGCUGAUGAACACGGGCAAGCAGCACACGUUCGUGGAGACGGAGAGCGUGCGCUACGUCUACCAGCCGCUGGAGAAACUCUACAUGGUGCUCGUGACCACCAAGAACAGCAACAUCUUGGAGGACCUGGAGACGCUGCGCCUUUUUUCACGUGUGAUCCCUGAGUACUGUCGAGUGUUGGAGGAGAGCGAGAUUGCCGAGCACUGUUUUGACCUCAUCUUCGCCUUCGACGAAAUCGUCGCCCUGGGUUACCGAGAGAACGUCAACCUGGCCCAGAUUCGAACCUUCACCGAGAUGGAUUCGCACGAGGAGAAGGUGUUCCGAGCUGUCAGAGAGACCCAGGAGCGUGAGGCCAAGGCGGAGAUGCGGCGGAAGGCAAAGGAGCUCCAGCAGGCCAGGCGGGACAUGGAGAGAGGGAAGAAAGGCCCGGGGUUCGGAGGUUUCGGCAGCACGGGGAUAAGCGGCGGCCCCGUCAUCACAGAUCCUCUGAUAGAGCCAGAGAAACCCAAACCUGCUCCUGCUCCUGUCAGGCCCAGUGGACCCAGUAAGGCUCUGAAACUGGGCGCCAGAGGGAAGGAGGUGGACGACUUUGUGGACAAGCUCAAGUCGGAGGGAGAGAAUAUCAUCCUCCCCGGCACGGGCAAAAGACCGUCAGAAGCAUCCAAGUCCCUGCCCCCCCCAGUCAACACAGAGAGUGUGCACCUGAGGGUGGAGGAGAAGAUCAGUUUGACCUGUGGGAGGGACGGAGGCCUGCAGAACAUGGAGAUCCUGGGCAUGAUCUCCCUCAGAGUGUCAGACGACAAGAACGGACGAAUCAGGCUGCUCAUCAACAAUAACGACAAGAAGGGCGUCCAAUUACAGACCCAUCCCAACGUGGAUAAAAAGCUGUUCACGGCAGAGUCUGUGAUCGGUCUGAAAAACCCCGAGAAAUCUUUCCCUCUCAAUAAUGACGUGGGUGUGCUGAAAUGGAGACUACAGACCACAGAUGAGUCCCUCAUACCACUAACAAUAAACUGCUGGCCCUCGGAGAGCUCCACUGGCUGUGACGUCAACAUCGAGUACGAGCUGCAGGAGGAGGCGCUGGAACUCAACGACGUCAUCAUCUCUAUCCCCUUACCGUCAGGGGUCGGGGCCCCUGUGAUCGGUGACCUGGACGGAGAGUAUCGUCACGACAGCCGGCGGAGCGUUCUGGAGUGGUGCCUGCCCGUUGUGGACGUGAAGAACAAAACGGGAAGCCUGGAGUUUAGCAUCGCCGGGCAGCCCAACGACUUCUUCCCCGUCAGCGUCUCCUUUGUAUCCAAGAGCAACUUCUGUGACAUACAGGUCACCAAAGUGUCUCAGGUGGACGGAAACAGCCCGGUCAGGUUCUCCAUGGAAACGGCGUUCGUUGUCGACAAAUACGAAAUAUUGUAAAGGAUGUUCUCGACGUCAAGAGAUUUAAACAUAAUUAAAGAAAAGAAAAGAAAAAAAAACAACAACAACCGACCGACAUCGAAUAUAACCUGAUCCAUGGAUUCACAACCUUUAAAUAACACGAGAGAGAUUGAUUGGGAUGGAGGCAGAGGUCCAACUUCAGCCUCUGUCAUCUUCAGCAGUACAUUCAAAUGAACCUUUUUCAAAAAAAAAAAAGAAAAAAAAGAAAGAAAAGUUUCAUUCUGACCGUGGCUGGCAGUAUUGGCUGUAUUUCUGUCUUCGCAAGAAAGAAAUAUGAUUGCGUAAAGGGAUCGAUGGACAGAGACUCGGAGAACGAACUGCAAAAGCCAAAAUUAUCGUGCCGGAUACUGGAGGGAGGGGCUAAGGGGGAGUGGGGACGCUAUUACCAACACGGGAUUGGCUAGAGACAAGAGGCUGAACCAAUCAGUUCAUCAGUCCUCCCCAGGCAUAGACCUCAGUUAGAUCAAUGCUAGAUGGAGAAUAUGGAGUAGGGGAAUGAUGUAGUUUAGCUUUAAAGGGAAGAAUAUCUGAUUGUGACUUGUUUUGUUUUGUUUUUCAUAUGACCUGUGGAAGUUCUGAUGUUGAAUCCUAAAUCAUGUAAAAAAAAAAAAAAAUGUCAAUGCUGGGCUGCUACCUGACAGAAUUCUGAUGUUGAGGGUUUUUUUAAAUUUUUUUUUACUUGUUUGUUUGGUGCAGUUUAAACACUAGAAUCCACCCCUGCUUGGUCUGGAGACGUCCGCUGUACUCGCCAUCGCUUCCUGAGUCACGGCCGAAGGGUGCGCAGUUGUUCUGCUGGUACUUUGCAUCAUAAAAGGGACCUGAGAUUUUGGGGGUUUUUUGUUUUUCUUUGGGGGGUGGGUGUUUCUGUGGGACUCGGUUUUUAUUGAAUACCUUUUUUUUUUUUUUUAAACCCAGAUGAUCAUAGCUAAGCGGUUUUGUGUUCCCACCCCUAAAGCACUGAGCGGGAAUAAGCAGGCAACCUUUAAACAUGACGGCAUGAACGGCUUUGGUCACAGGUCUGGAUGCGUCUCUCAGGCAACAAGCUGAAGCACUUCAACAACCCACACGGGUCUGACCUCAUUUUUCCUCUGCUCCUGGUCCAGUUAGAGAAGCCCCCAGUUCACAGUGACGCUCAAAGUCUGCUCUGUCUGCACAGGUAUAAGAGUCUGACAUAUUGCCAUGUUUUUGGUGUCAUGUGUGACAUUUUACAUUGUACACACCCCCAGAGCAGAAACGAAAGCAAACAAAGCAAUUCACGCAGUUUAAAAAAAAGACCUUCAUUCAUCCAGAGUAUAUUACAGCAAUGCCUUUAGCCUUACCUCCCCUGCUGUUGGUUAGAAACUGUCUCUACGUCAAGCUCCAAGAUCAUUGGCUCUUGGGUUUCAGAGAUAACCAAUAGGAUUAUGAGAAGUGUGAUUCCACACUGGUACUGAGAGAGUCAGCCCGCCCCAUCUUCCCCUCCUCAGCUCUGUCUCCAAACUCAACCCCACGAUGAACAUCACAGCUCUCUGUCACUCUCAUCCUGUCCAGUAAUGCCUUGAAUCUCUGCAUCGAUUUUUUUUUGUUUGUUUUUGUUUUGGUUUGGUUUUGUUUUGAAGAGGGAAAAGGAAAUAUAAACUAUGUUUGUUCGAGUAAUUCUCUUUUUUUUCUGUUUGUUUGUAUUCUUUAGUUUUAUUUUAAUCAUAUUUGUGAGUUGAAGAGUAAGAAACACAACGACUUUUGUAACUCUGAAAUGAUGAAAUUAGGGGUAAGUGAACCAAGAACAUUCCAAUGUAAAAUGAUAUCAAAUUAAAGAUUAAAGUGUAUGAUAAAGACAAAA
Molecule: messenger RNA, 3489 nt
Organism: Chanos chanos (milkfish)
Lineage: Eukaryota; Metazoa; Chordata; Actinopteri; Gonorynchiformes; Chanidae
Gene: arcn1a
Product: archain 1a
Exons: 10
Coding region: 126-1649 (507 amino acids)
Biological process (GO): retrograde vesicle-mediated transport, Golgi to endoplasmic reticulum; Golgi localization; endoplasmic reticulum to Golgi vesicle-mediated transport
Cellular component (GO): COPI vesicle coat
Source: RefSeq, a predicted model, not a curated record